CGCAGUGCACGCCGGGAGCUGUAGUGCCAGUUCCCCGGUGGCCAUCCUGCCUUUGAGCGGCGAGGCACGGGGCGGGGAAACCACGAGUCCCGUGAGCCUCUGCGGCAGGGGGGGCUGGCGUUUGAACCGGCGGCGUUGUUGUUGACGCCAUAUUGCUGGUGCGGGGGUUACGGCCGGGAGCGCCAUCGCCGCCGCCAUCGCCGCCGCCCGGGCCCUGCCAUCGCCAUCGCCCCGCAUCGGCCGCCCCGCACCGCGCACCUGGGACCGGCACCGCGCCCCUCGGCACUGCUCGUGCCCCGCCACCGGCCGCGGGCGGAAUUUGUCCCGGCCGGGCAGGGCGGAGCGGGCAGGGAGAGCGGAGAUCCAGCCGGACUGAACCGGGGCUGCUGCUGCCGCUGCCGGGGCCGCUCCCUAGAGAGAGGCCGGCGGGGAGGCGGCGGAGGCGGCCCUGACGCAGCCGCCCCCUCCUUUCCCUUCCCUCCCCCCCAGCCCACUCCAGACAGCGGGGAAGACGCCUCUGGGCAGGGCCGGCUGCUGCUGCCUCCACCGCUGCCCCUCGCUCCGAGCCCCCUUGGCCGCUCCGCGCCAUGGCUUGCGGCGCCACUUUGAAAAGGACUCUGGAUUUCGACCCGCUGCUGAGCCCGGCGUCCCCGAAGCGAAGGCGAUGUGCGCCAUUGUCAGCCCCGGCCUCAGCCGCCUCCUCCUCCUUCGCCGCCGCUGCCUCUUCCCCGCAGAAGUACCUGCGCAUGGAGCCCUCGCCCUUCGGAGAGGUGUCGUCCCGGCUCACCACAGAACAAAUUCUGUAUAACAUAAAACAGGAGUACAAACGCAUGCAGAAGAGAAGACAUUUAGAAAAUAGCUUCCAGCAGACAGAUCCUUGUUGUUCUACUGAUGCACAGCCACAUGCAUUUCUCCUUACUGGACCAGCUUUGCCAGGUACUUCAUCUGCAGCAUCAUCACCGUUGAAAAAAGAGCAGCCCCUGUUUACUCUCAGACAAGUUGGAAUGAUCUGUGAACGUUUGCUGAAAGAGCGUGAAGAGAAAAUCCGUGAAGAGUAUGAAGAAAUUUUGACCACAAAACUUGCAGAACAAUAUGACGCAUUUGUGAAGUUCACGCAUGAUCAGAUCAUGCGACGAUAUGGAGAACAGCCUGCCAGUUAUGUUUCAUGAAUCACACUUUCUGCAUAUGUGGGCUGCCCUAUACACCCUGUUUUAUUGUUGCAAGCUAUCCCAGUAAAGACUUGCAGCAAUGCCAUAUUUUUUUCCCCCUGUGAACACAGGUUAUUUCAAGCUUUUGUCAGUGGCAACCACUCUUAUGCAGCAACUGGUUUUGGAGUGCUCCCUGAUGUCAGUACCACCUGGAUGUGGACCUUUGCUACCUGUAAUAAUACCAGUGGCCUCAUUUGCUGUAUCAUUACGAUUUGGCUUCUUAUGUUAAUAAGUUUGAAAAAGUAAAGGAUUAAAGCUGGUGUUCUAGAAGUUGCCCUUCACUGGUUGUGUAAAUAAAAAUGUAGAAUGACACUUCUGACUGAAGUUAGUGUGGUUUUCAUAACUGUGCACUACAACAGAGCUGUAAUCACAGUUAAGUUAGAAUGUAAUCCCAGGACAAUUUUAAGCAAAUAGCCCACAGUACUGCCUGUGAAAUAGUGAAGGAGGGCAUUUCUGUAUUCCAUGACUUUUUUGGGGGUUAAGAAUGGGUUUAUAUGAUUUCUCAUUUUUGUAGUUUUUAUUUAUUCUAUCAGUCUUUAACAAAUGUUUAUUGCUGCAAUUUUUCAGUGUAUCAUUGUUUUACUGCCCUUGUAGUACUGGAAUUUAGUUGGAAGAAUAAAACAUUUACUUCUAA
This is a messenger RNA of Oenanthe melanoleuca, 1842 nucleotides long. RefSeq names its product akirin 2 (gene AKIRIN2). Gene Ontology annotation, molecular function: transcription coregulator activity. Lineage: Eukaryota; Metazoa; Chordata; Aves; Passeriformes; Muscicapidae. The coding region runs from base 588 to 1169 and encodes 193 amino acids. Gene Ontology annotation, biological process: positive regulation of transcription by RNA polymerase II; positive regulation of innate immune response. Gene Ontology annotation, cellular component: chromatin; nucleus. The record is from RefSeq and is a predicted model, not a curated record. The transcript is spliced from 5 exons.